ACCAUAAUAAAAAUUUUCUAAAGUGUAAAUCGGCGUUUAGCUAACUAUUCCAUAAAAAUGAUGAAGCUGAUUGGCGCAUGCGCGAAAAUCUAUAGCCCAUAUUACAUUUUUGUGACUUAAAAAGUCAGAAAAAAUACAAUGUUAUGAUAUAAGUAGGUGAAAACGUCACUUGUACUUUUUAAAUCAUGUAACCAUCGAGGAGGAAUCAAUAGUUCACGAAAUCAGUUUUUUGGAAGCUGUUCAAACCAAAUAAUCGAAGUGUUUUAUUUUCCCUGAAUUACUAAUUUGUGGCUACGAGUGGUGAAAAUUAUGAAAAACAAUCAUGGCAAACGGAUGGAGAAUUUUUACACUUCUUAUGUGGAAAAACUACACUGUUCGAAGAAGACAUUGGAAACUCAGUUUACUGGUCGAGAUUUGUAUUCCAAUAAUAUUGUUUGUAUUCUCUCAAGUUAUCAGAGAUUUUUCAGUAAUUCUUCCUCCUUCUGAAGUGCGAAAAAUAAUAAGUGAUACACAUUACCCGGUUCAAACGAAGGAAGAAAUAUUAAGGAUUUACAAUCAUUUUCCGGUUAUCCUUUACUUUUUACCGAGGAAUAAUUUUACCGAGAAUUUGAUGAAAAAAACAGGAAGCUGUCUCUUGCUUCCUGAAGAAAGAAUAAAAGGUUUUUAUUCUGAGGAUGAACUGAUGAAUGCAUAUGCUUCGAGAAAACACGAAAGUUAUUCAAUUGAAGUCAUUGCAGUGUUGUUUAAAAACCCUGAAAGAUUAAAUUCGAGUCUGAAGCAUCUGGAAUAUGUAAUUAGGACUGAAAAAAAUCAUUCUGACAAUGGAAUCGAAUACUUUCUUGAAAAUUCACCUUUUGUACAAACACAGAUCUGCAUCGAUGAAUCUUUUCUCAAGAUGAAAAUGCCAAACCGUUCCAUAAAAACGCAAAAUUUUCAGAUAUCAAUGCAAAGAAUGCCUUAUCCAGCCCACUUAGAAGAACGAUUUAAUAGUGAUGAGAUUACAAAAGCCAUGUAUCCAGUUGUGGCAAUCCUGGCAUUUUUAAUACCACUUUGCAUCGAAACAAUUUAUCCAUCAAAUGAAAAAUCCUUAGGACUGAAUAUCCUAAUGUCGAUGAGUGGCGUUAAAAAUUAUCAAAAUUUAUUAAGCUGGUUAAUAAGUGGAUUAUUUUUCAGUAUAUUAUAUAUUGUACCUCGUAUAGCAUUACUGAAGAUAACUUUCUCAUCAGAAAAUGAACCAUACUUAAAUUUUGGUGAUGUGUAUUUAGUAGCAACAAUGCAUUUUGUGCAUAUUGUUCAUCUUUUAGCUUUCGGAUUCCACAUAACUGUAUACUUCUCAAGAUCCAUCUUUAGAUCCUUUGGAAGUCCAUUUUUGUACACUGGUUCGUUCAUACUGCAAAAGUAUAUGGUACAAUUAAAGAAUUACACUGUUGUACCAUAUCUGGGAAUAUUUUUCCCCAAUAUUCUCUUAUAUCGAAUAUAUGAGGAAAUUGAUAUAAAGGAAGAAACCGGCAUAGGAGUCGGAUGGCAUAAUUUAUUCCUAGAAGGAGACAUAAACUAUAAAUCUGUAGGAAGCUUAGGAGCCAUAUUGAUAUUUUCAAUUUUUGGUAUUUUAAUCCAUUUUUUACUGGCUCUCUACGCAUCUGCCUUGUUUCCUGGAAAAUAUGGAGUUCCAAAGCAUCCGCUUUAUUUUUUAAGGUUCUGGAAAUCAAAAUAUGAUUUCUCAGAGGAGGAGUUAUAUGUCUGUUGUUGCAAUGAUAUGGAGGAGAAACCUUUUGAACCGAUAGCAAAAGAUGAUUUCACUCCCGCAAUACAGACCCGCAAUUUGAGAAAAUCGUACAGCACCAAUUUUUUAAAAUGUGGAAAACAACAUGCCCUUUGCGGUAUUUCCAUCGAUUUUUAUAAAGGCGAAAUAACAACUUUGCUUGGCCACAAUGGAGCCGGAAAGACAACUAUGAUGUCUAUUUUAACAGGUCUUCUUAGUCCUACGAAAGGAAUGGUUCUCAUAAAUGGAAAAAAUAUCAGUGACGAAAUGGACACAAUUGUGACUGACUUAGGUAUUUGUCCCCAAGAAGAUAUUUUAUUCCCUGAUUUAAAUAUAUUCGAACAAAUCGAGUUUUUUGCCCUGUUGAAGAAUAAAAAUAAAACAAGGGCUCAAGUAAAAAAAGAAGUUAAGGAUCUGAUAAAACAAUUAAAAUUAACCGACAAAAAAGACGUGUUACCUUCAAACCUUUCAGAAAGCCAAAAAAGAAAAGUUUGUCUCGCAAUGGCAAUAAUUGGCGAUGCCUCAACUCUUAUAUUGGACGAACCAACAACUGGAAUGGAUCCUGAAAGUAGAAGAGUGGCAUGGGAUAUUUUAUUGAAAAUGAGAGGAGAAAAAACGAUUCUAAUAAGCACACACAAUAUGGAUGAAGCAGAUGUUCUUGGAGACAGAACCGCUAUAAUUCAUUUAGGAAAAUUAAAAAGUUAUGGGACCCCAAUGUUCUUGAAGAAAUUUUAUGGUCAAGGGAACAUCGAAGUUACAUUAUCAACGGCAGAUGUAUGCAACCUUGAGAAAAUAAAAAAUCAGCUCAAAGGAAAAAGUCAUUUAAUUAAUUUGGAUGGCACAAGAAUAGUUUUCAGUAUUCCAUAUUCUGACCCAUUAGCAGAUGAUUUGGACAAGAUUGAAGAGCGAAAGAAAGAACUUGGUGUGAAUGAUAUAAGUGUCUCGCUCAUAAAUUUAGAGCAAGUCUUUCUUAGGGCAACGACGGAAGAAAAUGAGAAAUCAGAAGUGUAUCCAAUGGAACAAAUAACGAAAGUAAAAGGUGUCCAACUUUCCUUACAAUCGGCAAUGGCACUUUUCCAGAAUAAAUGUGCAUUUAUGCAAAACAACAUGUUUUUUUCCUUAAUGUUCCUCCUUCCUUUAGUGAGCGUUCUCUUAAUAGCCUUAAGUUUUUGCAAUUUUGAGGAUACAAGCGAAUAUCCUAUGAGACUCAAAAUGUACAGAGAUCCAGAAGUUCUCUAUUCCUCAAAUAAUGAACAUUAUCGACAAUUACACAAAGCUAUCGUCGAAAGUUUCAAUGGUAAAGGAACAAAUGUGGGAAUUGCGAACAUUUCCGAAGCAAUCCUUGACUUUGGAAGAAAAGACUUGACAGCUUAUCGCAAUAAUUUGUUAGCUGCUGCUUCUUUUGAAGUUGGCAAAUUACAAGAAAUAAAAGCGAAUGCUUUUUAUUCUCAGACGUUAUUUUAUAGUAUUCCGAUUAGUUUAAAUCUUGUUUCCAACACUAUAAUCAAAGCAUUGGUUGGGAAAGAUUAUCAAAUAUAUUUAUCGAGUCAAAUGCUGCCACCAAUCUACCAAUUCUUUCAAUUUUCUACUACUGAGGCCCUCAAUUACUUCAGAGUUAUUUUACUUAUUGUAUUUAUAUUUCCAACUUUUGCAUUGUACGUUAUUCAACCAAUAAGAGAAGCCUCUUAUGGAAUAAAGCAACUUCAGAGGAUGACUGGUGUCUCAAGUUUUUUAUACUGGGGCACUUUUUUCCUCUUUGAUUUUCUGAUCUUCAUUGUCUCGAUGAUUCUCAUGUUGAUUGGAUUUUAUUGCAUGGAUAUUGCUUUGGAUCUGAGACUCUUUUAUGGAACUGAAAUGAGUAUUAUGUUAGUCCUACUGACACUAUUUGCUCUGAAUACACUACCUUUCGUUUAUAUAUUCAGUUUCUUGGAGAGGAAAACGAGCACUGCUAUAACUAUUCUAGCCAUUCUUCCCCUAGUAGUUGUUGUAAUUGAGUCUGUUAUUCGUUGGGCGAUCCAUUUCACAUUAAGAGAUCAACUAAGACUUUCAGAAAUUCUUCGAGUGGUCGAAAAAAGAGUUUUUAUGUUGAUGCCUUUUGUAAGCUUUUUUUAUGGGCAAGUCAGCUUUUUCACAACUGCUGAAAAAAAUGCUAAGUGUCGACGAAUGCCGACCUAUUUUCUCGAAUUGGACUGCAAAAAUUUAAAAGCGUGUUGUGCAUCUCACUGUACUAACGGGAAAUGUGAAAAGUCUUUGGAAUACUUUGGAAACUUCAAAGAAGAUGGAAAUUUAGAAGAGAGCCUAUUAUUUUUGUGCCUGACUCCUUUGUUUUAUUUUACAAUACUCGCAAUAUUGGAACAUAAGAUUAUACCACGGUUUCUUUCAAAAUAUCAGAACAAAAAUCCUGAUGUGAAUCAGGAAAUGGAAGAGCUAGUGAAAAAUGAAAAAAUCUCAAUUGCUUCGCAGAUUAGUGAAUUAAAAAAGCAAGCUGACGCAACUAAAAUGCAGAAUGAUGGGCACUCUGCUGUAAAUACUGUUCUGGAUGAUAACUCUAUUUUUUUGAUUUACGAAUUAAGUAAAUACUAUGGGAAUUUCUCAGGAGUAAAGGAAAUUAGCUUCAGUAUUAAAAAAAGCGAAUGUUUUGGAUUGCUUGGUGUAAAUGGUGCAGGAAAAAGUACGACUUUCAGAAUGCUCACUGGUGAGGAAUUUGCUAAUAGUGGUGUCAUGUAUUUAAACGGGAAAGAAAUUACUGUCAACAGAAAAGAGUUUCUGUCUCAGAUUGGAUAUUGUCCACAAAAUUCAGCCUUGAUUAAAUCACUGAAUGCUAGAGAUCACCUGAAACUAUUCGCUUGUCUUCGUGGAGUUCCAAAGAGUCAAGUGUCUUCUGAAGUUGAAAAAUGGAUCAAUAGAUUAAAAUUGAAUCUUUGCGCAUCUCAGAGAAGUGGAACCUACAGUGGAGGAACUCAGCGUCGACUGAGUAUUGCAAUUGCAUUAAUUGGGAAUCCUAAUUUGGUAUUAUUGGAUGAGCCUACGACUGGCGUUGAUCCUGUGGCUCGAAAAUCUUUGUGGAAUGUGAUUAAGUCUUGUCAGUUAGCAGGACAGUCCAUUAUUUUUACUUCUCACAGCAUGGAAGAAUGCGAGGCUCUUUGUAAUCGACUGGCAAUUAUGGUUAAAGGAGAGUUGGUCUGCAUAGGCCCAAGUCAGCAAUUGAAGAAACGAUAUGGAGCUGGUUAUGAGAUAAAUUUAAAAUUAAAUCCAAAAAGAUCCAAUGCUGAUGUGGAAAAUAUUAAGAAAGAUAUGCACGAAGCUCUGGAAUGUCAACUUCGCGACGAACACGUAGAUUUCUUAUCAUACCAUGUCAUAAAUGCCAAAACGAAGUGGAAGACUAUGUAUGGUGUAAUGAAGCAUUUAAAAGAGAAUUACAUCUGUAUUGAAGAUUUUUCAAUUUUUUCAGCUACAUUAGAACAAUUAUUUUUGAAAUUUGCUAGAUUGAACUGAAUGAAAAAUAACUUUAAGCGCGACCAACAUUUAUAUAUCGGCGAAAUUAAUGAAAUUUAAUUAAAAUAUUUUUUAUUGAAAUUGUUUUUAGCAAAUAUUUCACGAAAGACUGACUUAUUUUGUAUGAAUGAAUGUAAAUCUCAUUAAUUACCAUUUUGAUACCUUUAUUUAGAUCAACUCCAAAG
This is a messenger RNA of Belonocnema kinseyi, 5442 nucleotides long. Its product is annotated as phospholipid-transporting ATPase ABCA1-like. NCBI's taxonomy places the organism in Eukaryota, Metazoa, Arthropoda, Insecta, Hymenoptera, Cynipidae. Gene Ontology annotation, cellular component: membrane; intracellular membrane-bounded organelle. Bases 323 to 5257 code for a protein of 1644 amino acids. Gene Ontology annotation, biological process: lipid transport; transmembrane transport. Gene Ontology annotation, molecular function: ATP binding; ABC-type transporter activity; ATP hydrolysis activity. The transcript is spliced from 24 exons. The record is from RefSeq and is a predicted model, not a curated record.